Molecule: messenger RNA, 3898 nt
Organism: Aedes aegypti (yellow fever mosquito)
Lineage: Eukaryota; Metazoa; Arthropoda; Insecta; Diptera; Culicidae
Gene: Sln
Exons: 10
Coding region: 894-3506 (870 amino acids)
Biological process (GO): transmembrane transport; monocarboxylic acid transport
Molecular function (GO): monocarboxylic acid transmembrane transporter activity
Source: RefSeq, a predicted model, not a curated record
AUCGAUUGAACAUUUUCAUUUCUACCGUCAUCAGUGUUGCAUCGCGAUCGUACAUUCUCUGCCUCUCAUAAGCAAAAAUUACAUCAGACCAAAACCAAAAGCAGGAGAUUUUUCCUCCGAACGCUUUCCGGAAAGGGAUCUUUUCCCUAGGCCGAUUAGAAAGUAAGCUUUUGCGUACGAACGCGUUCCGGUGAAUGAAUUGAAAAAUCGUGUCAAAGUUAGUUAGUUAAAUUGUGUAAAAAUAAACGUGAAGGAAAAUCGAAACCUUUAUCUGUGCGAGAAAAUCGAUAACUAGGCAAAACGGGUGGCCAAACGACGGUCGUGUCGGGACUCGGAACGGAAGUUGCAAUAAGACACACAUUUUUCUAUUAUAUAGGACUCCGCAUCUAGACCAAAUUUUACUAGUUGUUACUGUAGUUUUGGAGAACAAAUAUUGUCCUACGAAGCAGUUCAGUUAAUUCGUUUAAAGGGCCCAGACGCGCUAAACCAAGUGUGAGCGAACAAAGAUGGUCCUGUAGGAGGACACGACUGAACAACAACGAGGAAAAUUGAUUUUUUCUCAUUGGUGAAAAUCCAACAAAACGCGAAAAGGAUUCAAAAAUAGGUUAAAAUUUAACACUAGCAUUGAAGCCCAUCAGUAUUUUUCCUAAAAUAGUAGUUCAGUUAAAUAUAAACCAAAAGUAUUAAUUGGAAACUAAGAAUACCAAGGUGCUAAAGCAGUUACACAAAUUUAGGCGUUUACAAUAGUUCACAGCCUACGGGAAACGGUUAUCGUCGUCGUCGGGUGCAAGAGGCUGCAAAAUUUUAGCAUCUCCCGUGACAUCGCCCUCACACAAAAAUCCAAUGAAACCAAGUUUCAAAAACGGAAAAUUUGCUACAUCAAUCUAUGAAAAAUGUCUUUGCCAAAAGAGUGGAAUCUCCAGGCAUCGCAGGUCUGUCUCGAUCAACCCAUCAGACCCCAGAGUCUCAUAUCGGACGACCUCGAGAUACAGCCAAAGUACGAGAAUAAGUUCCUCCAUGCCGUGUAUCACCCGUCGAUGCCGGACCCCUGCCGGGCCCCACUCAAUGCGGCCCUGCUCGCCGAGUGUGACAACAGUGGUUCGUUGUUCUCGAUCCAGUCCGCACCGGUGGUCCCGACCUCACUCUCUGGCCCUGGCGAGUCCACACUCAACGGAGGCAUUCCUGGCAGCCAGCUACCGAUCGACCCCAUGGGAGUGGACGCCAUGCUGGACCGGCAACGGGACUCCUACCCGGGGGCCACUGGCCCUCUCAUCAGCCCUCUGCAUUGCAACACCCUCCCGAAGGAAGACCACCGUACGGACACCCUGUUGCGACCUUCUUCAUUGGCCUUCGACACCGGCUACCACGUGGUCAAACCUCUUGUUGAACCCCAACUGUCCGCCGAGUUGGACGAAGACGACAAUGAAAAUCUUCUGACUGUCUCAAGCUUAACUGCUAGGCCGUUGAUUGCCAAGUCCCGUGAACUCAGAAGCAAAAAGGAAAAGCUUAUCAAACGCAGAAAGAAGGUAUCCACCGAAACCAGCAGCGAGGAUGACGAGGAAGGACCUCCGGACGGUGGCUACGGAUGGGUGAUCGUGUUCGGGGCAUUCUCCGUUCAGUUUUGGGUCGCAGGUCUGGUGAAGUCCUACGGCGUUCUAUACGUAGAAAUCUUGGAAAACUUUCCCGACUCUUCGGCAACCACGGCCUCGUGGAUUCCGGCUAUCUUAUCCGCUUUGUGUUUAGCUUUAGCGCCCGUGUCUAGUGCUCUGUGUCAACGUUUCUCGCCGCGAAUUGUAGUGAUCAUUGGUGGCGUUUUCUGUGCCCUGGGGCUCACGAUGAGCUACUUCGCCACUAGCCUGUAUCAUUUGCUGCUCACCUUUGGAGUACUCACCGGAAUAGGUGGGGGACUAUCCACCACGCCCGGCAUCGUCAUCGUUUCGCAGUACUUUGAGAAACGGCGAGCUCUGGCCAAUGGAAUCACGAUCUCCGGUACGGCCGCCGGAAGCUUCAUAUUCCCCAUGCUGAUCGAGCGGUUGAUCCAGCUGUUCGGCUUUCAUGGCACCAUUUUGAUUUUGGGUGGAUGCAUGUUGCACGUGUGCGUGUCGGGAGCGCUCUACCGCCCGGUGGACGAUUCAGCGCAGAAGAAGCCAAACCCGCGGGAAAUCGCUCCGUACACUUCGCGGAUGGAUUUCAAGGACAACCUUGGCCAUCUUAGCUCCUCGGAGGACCAUCUGAGCCGGCGCUGCUUGGAAGAUCUGUUCCUGGAUGAAACCGUCCGGGCCGACAAGAACCGCAACAGCCUAAACCUAGACGGCAAGUUCGUGAACGUAACGGAAAAGACGCUCCAAGAAAGCGAAGACGAACUGAAAGACAUCAUCUCGAAUGCGAUCUUUCUGAAACCCAUUGCCUCGAUCAAAAGCUGCAGCAUACUGCACUCGGUCGAAGAUCUGAGCACCGAUUCAACGUUCGUGUACAAGAACCGCGGCAGUGGGUACGACUCACAGCGCAACAGCAAACGGCUCAAGCAACGCAACGAAGAGAUGUACAACCGGAUUCACCAGCAGAAGCAUCAGCAACAGGACAUCCUUUUACCGCCAAAAACGGAACAGCAACAACAACCACAACAACUACCACCGCAAACCCAGGGACUGACGCAGGAUGCAAGCCAUGUGGAAUCGACGGAGAAGGCCCCCAAAUCGGAAUGGAUCAUCGGAGGCGACGGAGGCGGUAACAACAACAACAACAACAACAACUGCCCGCUAUCGCAGAACCGCGGCUUGAGCAAGAGCAUGAUCAUUCCGACGCCGGCCAGGGAUUUGUCCAACAUCUUCGACGACGACGAGUACGAGGAGUACAGCGAGGGAUUGUUGGACAAAAUCAGCCAGUACCUGGACAUAUCAUUACUAAAGGAUAUCACGUUCAUUCUAAUGUGCCUAUCUGUGACGUUGAUGUCGGUCGGGUGUCCUUACAUGCUGUAUUAUUUGCCGGCUUACGCUAUUUCCACAGGUUACACGAAAUCUGAGGCAGGUUAUCUGGUAGCGGUCAGCGCAGCACUGGAUUUGAUCGGGCGUUUAGCUCUUGGCUAUUUAUCUGAUUUGGAUCUGUUCGACCGAAAAAAGGCUUAUAUUGUAUGUAUAUUGGGAGCCGGCACGGCCGUGCUGACGAUCCCCACGAGCGACACGUGGGUCGUGAUCGUGUGCAGUGCCGGAUGCUAUGGACUGUGCCUGGGAAGCUGGUACUUACUGAUGCCGGUGCUGCUGGCCGACCUGUUCGGGACGGACCGGAUCAGCUCGAGCUACGGGCUGGUUCGGAUGUUUCAGAGUAUUGGUGCUAUCUCGGUGCCACCACUAGCAGGUCUUCUGCGGGACUUGUCCGGUGGCUACGAGAUCUGUUUCUACUGUAUGGGUGUGUGCAUGGUGCUCGGUAGUGUCCCGUUGGUUGUGGUCAUUAUCAAGGAUACGUUGGCCCUCGUCGACAAGAAGCUCACGUUGGAUCGGGUCGCCUAGAUUGGAACUGCGCAACAACGACGGAACACGGCGGAUGGAGCGAUGAAUGUGAGAUAAGUAUACACAUAUAUAUUAUUAACUAGGUAUGAGAUGCUCGUGUUAUCGUAAUAGUAAUAAUUCGAAAGACAAGCAAAUCACGAAUAAACAAACCACAAAAAGAAAAACCCUAGCUAAAAUAUUUGAUGGGGACAUUUAUUGGUUAUUUCUUUUUUCUAUUAAAAAGAGGGGGAACCUAAACCGAUAAUAAAAACGAUGGUUCUUCAAAACCUUGUACGUGUAAGCGCGAUUGUCGCGCACCUGACUUAACAAGUAACUCUAAUUUUUAGCGUAUCUAGGUUCUAAGAAAUUUGAGGAAAAUAAAAGACUAGCGGUAACCGGUUUAAGGUGAUAAA